Coffea eugenioides is the source of this 654-nucleotide messenger RNA. Its product is annotated as putative germin-like protein 2-1. Gene Ontology annotation, molecular function: manganese ion binding. Lineage: Eukaryota; Viridiplantae; Streptophyta; Magnoliopsida; Gentianales; Rubiaceae. The record is from RefSeq and is a predicted model, not a curated record. Gene Ontology annotation, cellular component: cell wall. The coding region runs from base 1 to 654 and encodes 217 amino acids. The transcript is spliced from 2 exons.
AUGGCGAAAAAUUCUGUUUUGUUGGCUUUGCUAGCUCUCAGUUUCUCCUACCUCACUUCGGCAUUUGAUCCAUCACCAUUGCAAGACUUCUGCGUGGCAAAAGCCACAACCACAGUGAAACUGAAUGGCCUGGCGUGCAAGGAUCCAAGCCGCGUUCAUGCAAAUGAUUUCUUCUUCAGAGGCUUGCACAUUGCUGGCAACACAUCAAAUGCUGCGGGCUUCGGGGCUACACAAGUAUCCGCAGCUCAAAUACGCGGACUUAACACUCUCGGCAUCUCACUGGUUCGCCUUGAUUUUGCACCGGGGGGAAUCAACGCCCCACACAUUCACCCCAGGGCCAGCGAGAUGCUCACGGUUCUUGAUGGAGCUCUUGAAGUUGGCUUCGUAACUUCUAAUCCUGAUAACAAGCUUUUCGUCAAGGUUCUUCAGAAAGGGGACGUCUUUGUGUUUCCAGUGGGACUUGUCCACUACCAAAGAAACGUCGGUAACAGCAAUGCCGUUGCGCUUUCUGGUCUCAACAGUCAAAAUCCUGGCCUCGUAAGCGUUGCUAGUUCUGUCUUUGGAUCAGAACCAGGAAUCAGCAGAGAAGCGCUCGCCAAGGCGUUCCAAAUUGACGCGAACACUGUCGAUAAAAUUAAUGUAUCCAAGUUCUAG